AUGAUCGGCUCAGAAACAAUGACGACUGCAUUCGCAAUACAGUUGCAUCCUGAUAAAAUAGAAAAUGAUAAUGAGGCGCGUAAUAAUACUACUCGAACAAUAAUGUUGUCGAUAAUAAUUGAAUCGAUCGUUAUUAAAAUAUAAGUCAACAGAAAAAUACAAUAAAAGGGAAAACAAGAAGAAAAAUAAUAUUAAUAAUAAUAAUAAACGAGCGAGCUCUGUCAGCCCGCGUGUUCCCGUGACGCGCGAAUAAAAAUAAUUCCUAAGUAGAAUCUUUUUAGCCUACGUCUUUGGCUGCGACUUUUCACUUAAGAAAGAACAACCGAUCGAAGUAGCACGAUCCCGAUCGAUCGAUUAUAUUAUAACUGACUUGAAAUACGACCGAUCGAAUCGUGAACCCGCGUUUGGAGCGUUUCCCUCUGCCCGCCGAGGAUUCUCGUUGAAAGUCGCCCGGGUUCCUGCCACAGCAUUAUUGGCUCGUCUCGCGAAGGAAACGACGAAACGAUUUAAAUAAAUAAGUUUAAAAAUAAUUCUAAAACACCUACACAUUGCUCGAACAUAAUAAUAACUAUCACAUUGCUUCGUUAUAUUCACAACUUUAACAAAAUUGCCACCGUGCAAAAUUCAAAACGAACUAAUCAUUAGCAUUAAUUGUACAGUGUAAAAACCUUAAAUGCGAUAAAUGAUCAUUUUUCAGGAACCCAAGGUCCUUUCGGCACGCCAUUCACCCUAACUGCAGAAAGUUACAACUUGUACACUUAAUUAUGACUGUCUUCUCCCUUUUGCUAUUUCCCGUUUUAUGUGUGUAUACUUCCUACUUCCUUUUCUCAUUUUGCCUAUUUGCUGCAAUCUCGCGCAUCAGCCUCUCUUAAACUUACAAUCUCGUUAUUAUAUUUUUACGUUCUUUGAGCUGGUGUUUAUGUUCUCAUGU
Messenger RNA from Heterotrigona itama, 931 nucleotides. The record is from the annotation of a GenBank genome assembly. NCBI's taxonomy places the organism in Eukaryota, Metazoa, Arthropoda, Insecta, Hymenoptera, Apidae.